Molecule: messenger RNA, 792 nt
Organism: Colletotrichum chrysophilum
Lineage: Eukaryota; Fungi; Ascomycota; Sordariomycetes; Glomerellales; Glomerellaceae
Exons: 4
Coding region: 1-792 (263 amino acids)
Source: RefSeq, a predicted model, not a curated record
AUGGUUCUUCAAGAAGCUAGUGCAAACACCACUGCCAAGCAGACUUAUGGCCGAUGGGCUUUCUCCCCGGUCACUGAUGGAGUAUACAUCAAGAGCCUGGCCAGCGAGCAGUUGACACAAAAGAAAGUUAACGGCGAACGCCUUCUUGUCGGGAUCGACGACAUCGUAGCAAAGAACCCGACCAAGACCGGAGCAAACGACACCCGCUUCGAAACAAACGGGCUGACGGGUCUCACGGCCCUUGACGUUAGCCAAGCCGGGGCGGGACCACUGCAGCAAGCUAUCAACAUAUACGCUGAGCAAACAUUCGUCUGCCCGAGCUACUGGCUCUCCUCCGCCUUCACAGGUCCCAAGGCUGCCUGGCAUUACCAAUACUCCGUCCCCUUUGCCUGGCACACCUCUGACGUCCCCGCAUACUUUGGGCCGGCGACCCCGAACCAAGGCUCGGAGUUCGUUCUUGCAUUCCGAAAGAUAUGGGGAAACUUCAUUACGAAGAAUGAUCCAUCCAUCAGCAAUGAAGAGGCGAACGGCGCAUCGAGCGCUGAUUCGGCUGCGAAGAAUGGCGCCAGCGAAUGGCCAGCUUGGAUCGAGACGGAGCCCAAGCAGUUGAAUCUCAACCAGACGGGUGGCGUCCCGUAUCAAUUCACUACGCAGUGGGGUGUGACCGUGACGCAGUUCCAGGCAUCUGGACAGGUGAAUGCGAUUGCUGUCGUGCCCGCGGAUUCGUGGGAGGGCGGACGCGGGUCUAGAUGCGACUUCUGGAAGACGUUGGCACCAAGCAUCCCGGCGUAG